Molecule: messenger RNA, 674 nt
Organism: Schizosaccharomyces japonicus yFS275
Lineage: Eukaryota; Fungi; Ascomycota; Schizosaccharomycetes; Schizosaccharomycetales; Schizosaccharomycetaceae
Product: 40S ribosomal protein S23
Exons: 2
Coding region: 34-465 (143 amino acids)
Biological process (GO): translation
Cellular component (GO): nucleolus; small ribosomal subunit; ribosome
Molecular function (GO): structural constituent of ribosome
Source: RefSeq, a predicted model, not a curated record
CCAAAACAGUACUACCUUGACAUUGCACAUAUCAUGGGUAAACCCGCUGGUCUGAACGCUGCUCGCAAGCUUCGCAACCAUCGCCGUGAGGAGCGCUGGGCUGAUGCUCACUACAAGAAGCGCCUUCUCGGUACCGCUUACAAGUCCUCUCCUUUUGGCGGUUCCUCUCACGCCAAGGGCAUUGUCGUCGAGAAGAUUGGUGUUGAGGCCAAGCAACCUAACUCUGCCAUUCGUAAGUGUGUCCGUGUUCAAUUGAUCAAGAACGGCAAGAAGGUUACCGCUUUCGUCCCCAAUGACGGUUGUUUGAACUUUGUCGAUGAGAACGACGAGGUCCUUCUUUCCGGUUUCGGUCGUAAGGGCAAGGCUAAGGGUGAUAUUCCUGGUGUCCGUUUCAAGGUCGUCAAGGUCGCUGGUGUCGGUUUGUCCGCUCUCUUCCACGAGAAGAAGGAGAAGCCUAGAUCUUAGACUAGAACCAGCUUACCGGAUGAAUAUUUGUGGGUCUACCAUUGUCAGGUGUUUUAUUGCUUCUGUCUCCCUUGACGCGAAAAGGUCAGUAUCCCUGGUGCCCGCCAACUAGCAGCAGUAGUUCCUUAGCAGUCUGUAUUCGCAGUUGGGCUGGUUGCUUUAACGAAACAUCUGUACAACAAUAAUGAUCCGUUGCAUGGUACUAGUAA